Messenger RNA from Saprolegnia diclina VS20, 5421 nucleotides. RefSeq lists its product as hypothetical. Gene Ontology annotation, molecular function: nucleosome binding; protein binding. The transcript is spliced from 17 exons. Gene Ontology annotation, cellular component: nucleus. The record is from RefSeq and is a predicted model, not a curated record. Gene Ontology annotation, biological process: chromatin organization. NCBI's taxonomy places the organism in Eukaryota, Oomycota, Saprolegniomycetes, Saprolegniales, Saprolegniaceae. Bases 47 to 5401 code for a protein of 1784 amino acids.
CCACUUUCGACCGUUAUUGCGUCGGCGCCAACGUCCACGGACCAGCAUGAGCCACUGGACGGCGAUCAACCCCGUAGGCCAGAGCCCGUCGCCGGCGCCGAUCAAGCGCGUCCGCGAGGCCGGCCGAGCGCCAUCGACGCCUGAUGGCGAUGCAUCUCCGCCACCAUCGCCUCGGAAGAAGCGCAGCAAGCGAAGCCUCAUGGAGACCGAGGAAGCGCUUGAGGCCCGCUUGACGGCCUCGUACGAGAAGACUUUGCAGUCGCAUGCUACGCCCGCGGUGGCGACAAGCAUGUACGUGGAGAUCUUGCAGUUCAUCGCCUCGCUCGACGACAUGGGCGCGCUCUCGACGACGACCCGCAAGAUCCAGUACCUCUGUCUUAAGAACCUCGCGCGUCUCGAAGUCAAGAGCGACCCGAACGCGACCGAGCGCGCGCUGCAGCACUACGCCGACGCCUUGGACUUGGACACGACGGAUUGCAUGGUGUGGUACGAAGCUGGCUGCGUCGCUUUCCAGCUGCAGCAGUUUGGCCUCGCGCGCGCGUACCUCGAGGAAGCAUUUGCGCUCGACGCUUGCUUCUGGCCCAUGGUCUACAAGCUUGUGCUCGUCCUGUACGUCUUGCAAGAUGAAGCCGAGUGUUUGCGCUUGGUCAAACACGUGCUCGCCCACGACGCCAAGCACCCCGUGGCUACGUACCUCGAAGCCAAGCUCUCAGGCCAGACCAGUACUACAAUGCCAUGUCCAGCAAGCGUCGUAGCUGCCGAGGCGCAGCGUGCUCAUACCCACACGCAGCUCCCGGUUCCGCGCCAUUCAAACGUCUUGGCGUACACGCUCCAUGACAACUCGUGGGCAUCGCUCGGCGCAUUGCUCUUGGAGCUCUUUGACGAAGCACAUGGGUCGAUCGAUGACGCGUCGCCCUCGAUGCAGCAACCGAUUGUGAUCUUGCCCGCUCCCGCCGCCGCCCCGGUGGUGGUUCCAUCACCCGUUAAAGCCGAGGUGAUUGCGAGUAUUGUGAUAACCGCGCCGUCGGUGCCGGAAGUCAUCGACAUUAGCGAUGACGACGACGACGACGAUGUGGUCAUCGUCGAAGCCAUUUCCGCGCCGGACGCGGGCGCGCCUGCUGCCAAGCCACUUUGCGCGGGCGUCGCGAGCCUGCGCAAGUCGAGUGACACGGACCCUGCGUCACCGGCGACGCAGAGCCGGCGGACGUCGCACCGAACGCAGAAGCGCAUGCAGGACGAGAUCGAAGCCGCGAUCAAAGAAGCCAAAGAGAAGGACAUUGCUUACCAACUCCUCUCGUUUAUUGACAAGGACACGGACGCGGCCGUGACGCACGAUGCGUCGAUAUACGACACGUGUGUGCGCGCCGAGAUGGCGCUGGAUGGAUCUGCGCUGCGCUUCUUCCGUGGGUCCCAUGAAGAAGCGACGCUGGAGCUCGCACCGGCAGUGGCCAAAGAGCUGCUUCCGUCGCCCCUGUCGUCGCCGCUGCCAGACGAGGACGCAUUGGCAGUGCUGGCGCUGUCGGUCGAAGGCUUUCUUGGCAGUCUCUCGGGCACCAAAGGCCACUCACUCGAGGCGCUCAUGGUUGAGUUUCUGGACGCUGUCGCGCAGCACCCUAAUGUCGCCUUGGGCAACGACCUCCUCCGCAUCGUGCGCCUGAUGGAUUGUUGCCUCCGCGAUGCGCCCGACACCCGGCCUGUCCUGUCAUCCCCGGCCAUACAUCUCUCGCUCUCGUGUCAGCUCUUUCUUCUGGAGCUCCAAGUCGACGCGCUCAUUGCCGGGUACGACCCGCUCACGCACAGUCGCGUCGAGUUUUUUGCGGCACUGCAACGCCAACAGCAGCAUUUGCAUCGCUGGAAGCUCGACUGUUGCGACACGGCAAGCGACGCCCUGGACACGACGCUGGACUUGCGCUUUCUUUGGCUGCAAAUCCACUUGGAUGAGCACCUCGGACAUGUCGACGCGGUGCUGGAUGCGCUCGAGGCGCUGCUAACACUCCUCGGCUCGACGGUUCUAGCACUGGGGAAUGUCGCAACGUUUCCGCGCCUCUCCCGGUCCGCUGUUGAGCGCAAGCUUCAGAAACAAGCGCUCACCGUUCUCGCCAAGCAAGUGUGCGACCGGUUCGCUGUCGUGGACCCGUCGUCCACGACGGUCGAGACGGAGAUUGUGGACUUGGUUUUGCCGCACUACGACCCGCGAGCUCGCAAGGGCAGUCGCGUCGAGGACCUCGUGCUGCAGUUUCGGCUCUACCUUCUUCAGAUGUACGACUUGAAAAUGACCACGUCGCCGCUGGCCAAGCCGGCGCCGCCGCUUCUCACGAUGCUCAUCAAGUGUCUCGUGCGCCUCGAGCGCUAUGAAGUGUGCUACGAACUGCUCUGUUUGAGCUGGUACUACAUUCUCCAGCACCAAGCAACGACGACCGACAAGACGACGGUCCAGUGCCUCAAGUACGUCACGUCGCAGCUCCAGACAGUGUUUGCCAAGAAGCCGUACAUGACGCCCGUGUAUGUGCUGCUGCAUCAAGUGUGCGCGUUUCAGUGCCGCGAUUUCAUGCUGCGCCACUUUCACUCGUCGAGUCUGCUGAGCAUCCUCGCGCAGACGCUGCCAAGCGCACAUGUCCCGGCUCUUGUGGGCAAGAUCCUGCACCAGCUCACGUCGAUCGACCUCCGGAAGCGAGGCAACACGUCGCUUCUGGCACUCUCGCUGAGCGCGCUCCAGCUCUUGUACCAGCACCUCAAGGCUAUGGACGCCAGUACCACGAUCCCGCCCGCGCUGGCCAAAGCGCUGAGCAGCGCGAUCGCCGUGUACCUCAAGACCCAGAUUGAGGCCGGCAAGUUCCGCGCCCAGUCCCGGCAACUGCUCUACGCGUCGUGCACGUCAUUUCUGCUGCUCUGGCAGUACUUGGACGACGGCAGUACGCUUCAAGAUGGCAUUCAGAUGACCGAGCUUCUGCACGAUCUUUUGACGAGUGGCGACGGGCUCGAAGACCACGGCAUGUGUGGCCUCGACGGCGACCGGACGUUCCUUCUCACCACACGGCAGAUCUUGACGAAGAUUCAGGAAAAGGCCGAGAAGUCGGACGAGGCGCUCAUUGAGGACCUGGAGGAGGCGCUUGCGCAGUGCUACUGCUGCCUUUACGGCUACGCGCUUUUGCCAUCGUGCGUCGAGCACAUACCCAAGGAAGGCAAGAAACCGACGCCCAAGUGCGCCGACGACAUGCUGGCGCUGCUGUCGUUCGCACAGUCGCUCGACCCAAAGCACUGCACUCGAAAAGAGUGCUACGCGCUCUACAAGGACGUGCUGGCGCUGCCCGAGACGGCCGAGAUGAUGAAGACGAGCCCUUUUGAUAUCCACGCGAUUGGUGGCUAUGUCAACCCCGUCGCAUCGGCUGACGUGCAUGUCAAGCUGCCGCCGAUCGCAGCCGCCAUGAACGCACCGACACCGGACGCGACGCCGGUCAGCAAUCUCUGGUUCCUCCUGGCGACGACGAUGCCUUUUCCGAAAUGCAAGCGCCGCGGAAAGGACUACACCGUCCUCCUCGAGUACGAGCAGUACUGUCUCCAGUACAUGCAGUACCUCCGGCGCGACGUCCGCGUGCACCCGCAGCGUGCCGAAGCCUACGAGCUCCUCGCCCAGAGCGCCAAGACGCUCCGUGCGCUCGUGGUCGACCAUAUGAACGUGGUCUGGUCCAACCACUUCGUGCUCCAGCCACUUCCUUUGCAGCGUACGAUCCUGCUUGAGGCCGGUGUCCAGCCCACGUUUGAUGAGAUCUCGGGGACGCCGUACUUCCAGCACGUUUUGCAGUGGACCGACGCGGUCGAUAAGACACUGCCCGACGACGUGGCCUCGCUCACGCCCAAGUCGCGCUUGUUUCUGCAACAGUACACGCAGUACACGGCUGUGCUGGCCGAGCUUGCGUUGCGCUCCAUGGACAUGGCAGCCGAGCUCGACCCGGCAGCGCAUCGUAUCGAGUGCAGCGAAGACAGUGGUUUUUUGCUGUAUACGCGGCUGUCGGAGCACCAACUUGCCAACGCCGAAGCGGUUCGUGUCGCCGAGGCCGCCAGCCGGUACUUUAAGAGCGCUCUCGCCGAUGCAGCGUGCUCGCCAGUGACGACGCUGCGUGUGUACUACAUGCUCGGAAAGCUCGGAAAGAAGGUGUUGAAGCUGCACAAUGAACGCCACCUUGCGUCGUCGUGGCGGUCAGUGCUCGAGUCAUUUGCGACCGCAGACAAGGCGCGCGUCGAUGACGACGCCGACGAGUACCUCGUCCACGCCUUUCACCAGCUCCACGCGACACGCCUCAAGCUGCUGCUCGCACCGGUGUUGGAGCGAUGUACGCCGGCGACAGCACCCGAGCUUCGCCACGCGCCGCUGCCGCGCCUUGACGACGCCUUGCCGUCCGCCGAGAUGCUGGCGGUGAUCGAAGCGUUUGCGUAUGAAAAGGAUGACGGGGCCCCGGUGGUUCUCGAGACGGACCCGCGCAAGCGCUUCCAAGCUGCGCUGGAGAACUGCGUCUUGGCCCUCGAGGUCGCGCCGCAAGAAGACAAGUACUUUCACCCGGCGUACUUUAGCCUUGCCCGGGGAGUCUUUUUUGCUGGUGCGAUCGUUGAGGACGAGACCAAGUACGGGGCCGCCGCCGCGCUCAAGGCGAUGAAGCCUCUCUUUGACAAGAAGCGGUCGCAGAUCGUCUCGGUGUGGCUCUCCGAGUCGGACACGCACAAGCUCGACGAGCUGCACCAGACGCAAGCUGCGUACGACAAGCUCCGGCUCAAGUACCACCAGUUUUACAUGCACUUGCUCACGGCCGGCGGCGAUUAUGCGCGCAUCUGUGAGAUUACCAACUGGAUCACGAGCAGCAAGGAAGAACAUUGGGUGCUCGAUGCAAUGUUGGCGCAGGCACUCGUCGCCCGGAGCUACCUCGCGCGCGGUCGCGUGCUCGACAUGUACAUGAAGUGCCUCUUUCCGCAAAGCGACGAUGAACCCGCGUCUGCCAAGGCCGUCGCGCACCUGCACCGCAUGUACGGCGUCUAUAUGGAGUCGCAAGACGCGUGGCAACGCGCACGUCCGUACAACUUCGGGUCGAGCAUGGGCAGCUGGCUCUGGGAGGUGACCAUGGCGUACGCAUUGGCCCAAGCAUCAUUGAUCGAGUCAGGCGCGGACCUGCUCGGCGUCGUGGCCGUUGCGCAUGUCAAGACGCACCUCGACACGCGGGACCCGUUGAUGACGAACGAAACGAGCCUCCUGAGACUCCAUCUCGAGCUCAAGAUGGAAGACCGGCGCGACUGGGCCGACUUGGUGGACAAUGCGCUCACGUACUGCGCGACGACGUGGCCCGAGAAGUCGAAGAGCAGCAAGUCCAAGCUGGCGACCCCCAAGACCAAGCUACACCUGGCGCUGGGGUAGUUGCUCUCUUUAUUGCAUCC